Molecule: messenger RNA, 151 nt
Organism: Racocetra fulgida
Lineage: Eukaryota; Fungi; Glomeromycota; Glomeromycetes; Diversisporales; Gigasporaceae
Source: the annotation of a GenBank genome assembly
CCAUUAAGUUCAAGUAAAAUGUCAUCUUCCAGUUCCAAAGAAAGUGAUUCAGAAAGUAGCGAAUCAGAAAUUAGCGAAUCGGAAAGUAGUAAAUCAGAAAGUAGUGAAUCAGAAAGUAGUGAAUCAGAAAGUAGUGAAUCAGGAAAUUCGA